Messenger RNA from Xyrauchen texanus (razorback sucker), 5103 nucleotides. Its product is annotated as endoplasmic reticulum aminopeptidase 2-like. Gene Ontology annotation, biological process: proteolysis; peptide catabolic process. NCBI's taxonomy places the organism in Eukaryota, Metazoa, Chordata, Actinopteri, Cypriniformes, Catostomidae. Gene Ontology annotation, molecular function: peptide binding; zinc ion binding; metalloaminopeptidase activity. The transcript is spliced from 19 exons. The record is from RefSeq and is a predicted model, not a curated record. The coding region runs from base 249 to 3059 and encodes 936 amino acids. Gene Ontology annotation, cellular component: cytoplasm.
CACUCACUGUGCUGUCAUUUGAAUACUGAUACACAGCCAGGCAGCACAUGCCCAGCACUUGCUGCAAACCAGGAAAUUGAGGGCAGGACAAAUGAAAGAGAAAAUGAAAGCAGCUGCUACAAUGAUACAGCUAAAAUACAGGUGAAGACACAUUUGCUGUAACCGUUAAAUUGAGGUACAGUGAAAGGUUUAUACCACCAUCAAAAUCGACAAAACCAGACAGGAAAACUGCAAGUUAUUUUUUCAAUAUGCAUCUCUUGGUUUUCAUCUCGCUCUUUUUGAAGUUACUUUUUUGUAUUCAGUUUUCUGAAAGCAGUAAUUCUGCUAACGAUAACUUGGCAACAAAUGGUCUUCCUUUUCCAUGGAGUAAAGUCCGCCUGCCAAACUACAUAGUGCCUGUCCAUUACCAUUUACUUAUUCAUCCCAAUCUUACCACCUUGAGGUUCAAUGCUUCUGUUAAGAUUGAGAUCAAUGUAAAAAACAACACUAAUUGGGUGGUCCUGCACAGCAAGAACCUUAAGAUUUUCACAGCCACUGUUUUGAAUGAAGAUGAGGCUCAUCUGUCAGAUAAGGUGCUGUCAGUGCUGGAAUACCCUCUACAUGAACAGAUCGCCAUCUUUUCCCCAAAGAUUCUGACCUCUGGCGAGAAAUACUUCCUUUAUUUGGAAUUUGGUGCACCAUUAAGUGAUGGGUUCUAUGGAUUUUAUAAGAGUACCUAUAAGACAAAAGAAGGAGAGAUGAGGGUCCUGGCAUCCACCCACUUUGAGCCUACAUCUGCCCGAAUGGCAUUCCCAUGUUUUGAUGAGCCCAUUUUCAAAGCCAAUUACACGGUCAAAAUAAGGAGAGGACCAUCACACAUUGCUUUGUCAAACAUGCCAUUGGAACAAACAGUGAAAAUUGAUAAUGGUCUUUUUGAAGAUCAUUUUGAAGUUAGUGUGCGAAUGAGUUCGUACCUGUUGGCCUUCAUUGUCUGUGACUUCAAAUGUGUUAGUGGAAUAACUGCAACCGGAAUCAAUGUUUCUAUUUAUGCAGUUCCUCAGAAAUGGCAUCAAAUGCACUAUGCUCUUGAGGCUGCUUUGAAGCUUUUGGAGUUUUAUGAAAAAUAUUUCAAUGUAUUUUAUCCGCUUCCAAAACUGGAUCUGAUAGCUAUUCCAGAUUUCCAGUCAGGUGCUAUGGAGAACUGGGGUUUGACUACUUACAGGGAGACCUCCCUACUGUAUGACCCUGACAUCUCAUCAGCCUCUGAUAAGCUCUGGGUUACCAUGGUGAUAGGACACGAGCUAGCCCAUCAGUGGUUUGGAAACCUGGUAACCAUGGAGUGGUGGAAUGACAUAUGGCUGAAUGAAGGCUUUGCACGAUACAUGGAAUUCGUCUCAGUUGAGGCAGUAUACCCCGAGCUUAAAGUUGAGGAUAACUUCCUGGAUACCUGCUUUGUAGCUAUUGGACGGGAUUCUCUAAAUUCUUCCAGGCCAAUUUCCAGUUUAGCCGAGAAUCCCACCCAGAUUAAAGAAAUGUUUGAUUCUGUGUCCUAUGACAAGGGAGCAUGUAUUCUCCACAUGCUGAGGCAUUUCCUGACAGACGAAGGCUUUCAGAGUGGCAUAAUUCGGUACCUCAGGCGGUUCAGUUACAGCAAUGCCAAAAAUGAAGAUCUGUGGGACAGCCUUAUAAAAACAUGUUCUGAGGAGGAUUUUACAGCAGGGGAACAUUGUUACAGCAGUGCUCAAGCCACCAAAAAUGCAUACCGUUUUGCUGGGGAACAUAUAGACCUUAAGAAAAUGAUGUACACAUGGACAUUACAAAAGGGCAUACCACUGAUCACAGUAAAGCAGCAAGGAAGAAAACUUUAUAUUGGACAAGAGCGCUUCUUAAAGAUAGUCCAGCCAGAUGAUCCCUCAUGGCAUUCACUGCAAGAUGGCUACCUGUGGCACAUCCCUUUGACAUAUAAAACAAGUCACUCAAAUCAUGAGAUGAAGCACAUCUUGAAUACAAAAUCAGAUGUGUUGACCCUGGAUGAAGAUGUAGACUGGGUGAAACUCAACACUGACAUGAAUGGAUACUACCUUGUCCAUUAUGAUGAGGAUGGCUGGGAUGCCCUGACGGAGCUCCUGAGAGUAAACCACACUGCUCUGAGCUUUAAGGACAGGGCCAGUCUCAUUCACAACGCUUUUCAGCUAGUCACUGCAGGGCGACUGUCACUAGACAGAGCUCUAGAUCUGAUCAGUUACCUGAAGUCAGAGAACCACAAUGUACCUUUACUGCAAGGGCUUGGCUAUCUACAGUCGUUUUACAAGCUGAUAGAGAAAAGGAACAUAGCUGAUAUUACUAAAAAUCUGAAGACCUACAUCUUGCGGUAUUUCAGAGAUGUAAUUGACAAGCAGUCGUGGAACUAUGAUGGAACAGCCUCAGACCGGAGACUGCGUGAAGAGGUUCUUUCCCUCGCAUGUGAUUUUGGUUAUCCACCCUGCUUGAGAAAAGCUAAACAACUAUAUGAUAGCUGGGUGGAAUCCAAUGGUACAAUCAGCUUACCCACUGAUGUGUCGAAGACAGUCUACAUGAUUGGAGCUCAGGGUGACAGUGGUUGGACCUACCUCCUGGAAAAGUAUGGUGUCUCCAUGUGUGAGACAGAGAAAAGCAAAUUUCUCUCAGCUUUAGCAAACAGCAAGGAUUCUGAAAAACUAUUAAGAUUAUUGAAGCUUGGAUUGAAUGAAACUGUGAUAAAAACUCAAAACUUACCCUCACUUAUAUACAUGGUGGCCAGAAAUCCAGUGGGUCAUUUUCUAGCAUGGGACUUUGUUAAGAAACACUGGAAUGAACUAGUGGACAAGUUUCCACUGGGAUCUUUUGGAAUCAGAAACAUAAUUGUUGGCACUGUAACUCAGUUCUCAUCCGCAGAGGAGCUGAGUGAGGUCAAGGCUUUCUUUAAGUCCGUCACAGAGCAGGUUUCUCAGCUGCGUGUCACACAGAUAGCCACAGAAAAUGUGGAGAAGAACAUUCUGUGGCUCUCAAGAAAUCUAGAGACCAUGAGGAGUUGGUUGCAGAAAAGACUGAACUCAAACUAGAACUACAGGCCAAGUAUUGUAGUCCUGAUUUUCACUAUGUGGGAUCAUCACAGAAAUGUAUGCUGUGAAAAUGUUGUACAGUUUCAUAAGCAAACCAAGCUCCACAUGACUUCACACUUUUUCUAUUGUUUUUAUUUCUUGCUUUUUCCAAUUCAGUUUAUGUUUUGAUGGUAUUAUUGGAAAAUAUUGGCUUGUAUGACGCAUGAUUUGUUUGCCUUUUUGGUUUUCUUAAAUAAAGGGGUUUAGAAACAGCUAUGCUUUUUUAAACCUCUGUUUUCUGUUUUUGUCUCUGAUUAGUCUCUUGACAGGUAUGUCUAUAGAGUCUUGCCCAGCAACAGCACUGUUUUCCUAUGAAACAGGAUGAAAGAUUUCCUUCAUCUGAAAAAUAAUAUUUUCUAGUUUUUAUUUUCUGUGUUAUGUACAUUGAUACCAUUUUAUGAAAGAAUCCAAACCAUGUAAAACAAAAACAAAAAAGCAUAUCAGCAGUUAUGUAUCAGCAAGUAUACAUAAAAUGUUGUUCAGCAGUCACAGUUUGGGCUAUCUUUGUUAGUAUUGAUUGUUUUUUUCUUUUCUACCAACAUUGCUUUAUGCUGGUUUAUCAUGCCUAGUUUGGCUAUCACAGUUUUUUGGAAAUACUGAAUUGUUUCAAUACACUUUAACUAUACUACCGGUAAAAACGUUUUGAAACACUCAUUCUUUAUUAUAAUAUUUAUUUUAUUUUUUUCACAUUUUAUAAUAAUAUUAAAGUCAUAACUAUGGAAUAAUAUAAAUGGAACUAUGAGAAUUAUGUUGUGACUAAACAAAAUCCAAAAUAAAUAAAAACUGUGUAACAUUUUCUUAAUCAACUUCUUGAGGUAUCACCCUGGGAUGCUUUUUUAAACAGUAUUGAAGCAGUUCCCAUCUAUGUUGGGCACUUAUUGGCUGCUUUUCUUUAUUAUUUGGUCCAAGCCACCAAUUUCCCCAAAAAAUGUUGUAUUACAUUUUAGUUUUAUAGUGAUAUAAUUUAUAAUAGUUUUAUAACCUUCAGAUCAAAAGAUUUUGAGAAACAUUUCAGUCAAGUGUUUCAAAACUUUUGACUGUUAGUGUAUGUGAUCACAAAGUACCAGCAGAACAUUCUGCAAACAGAUCGCUAUAAACGUCAUUAGGUUUGCUUUACAUUAGAUUUGUUUUCUUCGUUAACUGCAAUGAUGGAAACAUUGCAUUUAGUUUGGUUAAAUCACGUUUCAAUAUACAAAAAAAAAAAAAUCUAUUUGCUUUUCAAGUACAUUUAUCUCGCUGUAAGAAUAUUUCUUUCGAAAACAAGGCAAAAAAAAACUCAGUUUGACAAUGAUUUUUAUUUUAGUUUUUGCAGCAUAGACAUUUCCAUCCUCUGUCACUUCUAUGUGUGAAUAUAUCUGAUGUUGUCUUAAUAGAUAAAUUUUUUUAUCACACUUUAAAAAAAAAAAAAAACACCCACAUGCAUUUGUUAUUGUGCAUUUUUCUUUCAUAGACAUUUUGGUAACACUUUACAAUAAGGUUCCUUUUGUUAACAUUUAUUAGAAUAGAAUCCUUUAUUCACACAUUAUACACAGUUUUUUGCAUAUAUACAGUGAAAUGUAUUCGUUUUCACAUCACUAAGCUGUGGUCAGAGAGCAGGAUCAGCCAUGAUACAGCGCCCCUGGAGUAGACAGGGUUAAGGGCUUUGCUCAUAGGCCCAACAGUGGCAUCUUGGUGGUGCUGGGGCUUGAACCCCUGACCUUCUGGUCAAUAACCCUGAGCCUCAACUGCUGAGCCACCACUGCUUAAUCAUAGUUAAUGUUAGUUAAUAAAAAUGCAAUUGCAUUGUUAGUUCAUGUUAGAUCAUAGUGCAUCAAUAAUGUUAACAGGAUUUUUUUUUUAUGUAAGACUAUAUUAUGAAAUUAACAUUAAUGAAUAAAUGCUGUAAAAGUAUUGUGUAUUGUUCAUUGUAACAUUGGAACCAUAUUGUGAAAUGUGACCAACAUUUUUAACCCUCUUUAAUGUAUUUGUAUGAAUAUAUCUAGAGCUGUAUUAAUAAAUUAUUAAU